CCAUAGGCCUUUAUUUUCGAGUGAACAACGGUUACAAGACAUCUUUGCAUUUCGAUUAACGAAAGAUCACUUUAGAUUCGUGAUGGCUACCGGAAGAUUUAUUUCCAUUUCAGGGUUUGUCCCAUUCAGCAAGAGAAGCUGGCUAAGUAAGCUUUCUUCAUGUCAGUUUUCAACAUCGAGAAGGGUAGAUGGCCAUGUGCACAUGAAGUAUGAAGUUAAAAAUGGAAUUGCUGUGGUCAAACUUGAUGCCCCAAACUCCAAAGUCAAUACAGUUAAUUUUGAAACCAUGGCUGAGUUUAAAGAGAUCAUGGAUGCCAUUACGAAAGAUGCAAAUAUCCGUGCAACUGUUUUGAUGUCAAGGAAACCAGGCUGUUUCAUGGCAGGUGCUGAUAUCUCAAUGCUUCAGAAAUGUAAAUCAGCAGAAGAAGCUUCCAAGAUAUCGAAAAUAUGCCAAGAUUUACUGCAGGAGGUAGAACACAGUAAAAAACCUGUUGUGGCUGCCAUAAUGGGUUCCUGUAUAGGUGGAGGACUUGAGGUUGCCAUGGCAUGUCAUUAUCGUAUUGCUGUUACCGAGAGUAAGACAGUUUUGGGAUUACCUGAGGUACUUUUAGGCCUGCUUCCUGGUGGCGGGGGUACACAGCGUUUUUUGCAGUUAACAUCCCUUCCAACUACCCUGGAUAUGGUCCUAACUGGGAAAAGUGUUAAGGCAGACAAAGCUAAAAAGUUGGGUCUAGUUGAUAUGACUGUACAACCUUUGGGCCCAGGAUUGGAUAAACCUGACCAGCAAACUUUGCAGCAUUUGGAAAAAGUGGCUGUUCAGACAGCUGAAAAUUUAGCAUCUGGCACACUAAAGGCCAAGCGCGAAAAGCCAAUCACCGAUCGCAUCCUGGCAGCAGCAUUAAAGUAUAAUUUUGUCAAAGAUUACAUUUUCAACAAAGCCAAAGCGCAGGUGAUGAAGCAAACCAAUGGGCUAUACCCAGCACCUUUAAAGAUCUUAGAAGUGUUACGAACAACUGUAGAUAAAGGAUUUGAAGCCGGAUACGUUGCUGAAAAUCAAGGCUUUGGUCAGUUGACUGCGACUAAAGAAUCACGAGGAUUAAUUGGCUUGUUUCAUGGCCAAACAGAAUGCAAAAAGAAUAGAUUCGGAAAACCUGAACGUUCGGCAAAAACGAUUGGCGUCAUAGGCGCUGGUUUAAUGGGGGCUGGUAUAGCACAGGUUUCGGUUAAAGGAUUUGAAGUUCUGCUUAAAGAUGCAACUGCUAGUGGUCUAGCACGUGGGCAAAAUCAAGUGUAUGCUGGGUUAGAUAAAUCAAUGAAGCGAAAAAAAAUUACUAGUUUCGAACGCGAUCGUAUUGCCUCCAAUUUAGUUGGAACGCUAAGCUACGAGCCCUUCAAACAUUGUGACAUGGUAAUCGAAGCUGUGUUUGAAGAUUUAGCCCUUAAACAUCGUAUCGUCAAAGAAGUGGAAAAUAUUAUCCCAGAACAUUGCAUCUUUGCGACAAACACUAGUGCGUUACCAAUUACGAAAAUUGCAGAAGCCAGCAAGAGACCCGAAAAGGUCAUUGGCAUGCAUUACUUUUCUCCAGUCGACAAAAUGCAAUUGUUGGAGAUCAUUACUAACCCGAAAACUUCACGCGACACGAUUGCGUCAGCUGUAGAUGUUGGCCUACGACAGGGUAAAGUUGUUAUCACAGUAGGCGAUGGUCCGGGUUUUUACACUUCACGCGUUCUCUCCUUUAUGAUGGCUGAGGCCUACAGGCUUCUGCUGGAAGGAGUCGAACCACGAAAGCUUGACAAACUGGGUAAAAGUUUCGGUUUCCCUGUUGGUCCGGUUACGUUGACGGAUGAAGUAGGUAUUGAUGUCGGCGCCCACAUUGGAGAAUACUUAACCAAGUGUUUUGGUGAGCGUUUUGCGGGAGCAAAUCCGGAAGUUCUAAAUUCCUUAGUCAAGGCCGGAAUUACUGGUCGAAAGUCAGGAAAGGGCUUCUUUGUGUACGAGAAAGGAUUCAAAGGCGAGAAACCAGUUUGCACCGAGGCUCUUGACGUCCUUAAAAAAUAUUCGCUGGUUCCCAAAGGAUUACAAAGUGAUGAGGAUAUCCAAUUUAGACUAGCUUCGCGUUUCAUUAACGAGGCGUUGUUGUGCCUAGAAGAAGGUAUUCUUGCCAAUCCGGCGGAAGGCGAUAUUGGAGCCGUUUUUGGCUUGGGCUUCCCUCCAUUUACUGGUGGACCUUUCCGAUUCGUGGAUGAAUUUGGAGCUGACAAACUAGUUACCAUUAUGAGAAAAUUUGAAGCUGCAUAUGGCAAGUGUUUCACGCCUUGCCAAUUGCUACUGGAUCACAGCAAAAGCAACAAGAAGUUUUACGUCCGUGCUUAGAGAGCUACGCUCAGUCUGUUUUUGGGUACACCCAAAGUGGUGCAUCCAUUAUAUAGGCUUGCACAAUCAAUGCAAUUAGAAAGGGCCAAUUAGGCUGCUGAUAAAAGGGAAUGUUUUUUGUAAUUUUUAAAAAAUAGCGAAUGUUGAAUUAAACUUUAUAUUUCACGGG
Molecule: messenger RNA, 2543 nt
Organism: Daphnia carinata
Lineage: Eukaryota; Metazoa; Arthropoda; Branchiopoda; Diplostraca; Daphniidae
Gene: Mtpalpha
Product: trifunctional enzyme subunit alpha, mitochondrial-like
Exons: 14
Coding region: 83-2374 (763 amino acids)
Biological process (GO): fatty acid beta-oxidation
Cellular component (GO): mitochondrion; mitochondrial fatty acid beta-oxidation multienzyme complex
Molecular function (GO): enoyl-CoA hydratase activity; long-chain (3S)-3-hydroxyacyl-CoA dehydrogenase (NAD+) activity; NAD+ binding
Source: RefSeq, a predicted model, not a curated record